GCAGCCAGGCGGUCGAGAGACGAUCUGCGAGUCGGAGGGCGGCGGAAUCGGGCCGAACUUCACCGACCAGAGACCCUCUUCGACUAGCAGCUGCAGGUUGUCUCCGCAUAGAUGGCGGGAAAAAUCUCGAAAGACGAGCUGGAGGAGCUGCGGGAAGCCUUCAGGAAAGUAGAUGUGAGCGGCGAUGGCUUCAUCUCCGAUCAUGAGCUCCACGACCUGUUCAAAGAGGCCAACCUGCCAUUGCCUGGCUACAAAGUCCGGGAGAUCAUCGAGAAGCUCAUGGUGCAGGGUGACCGCAACAAGGACAACAAGAUCAGCUUUGAUGAGUUUGUGUCUAUCUUCCAAGAGCUGAAGAGCAGUGACAUCGCCAAGAGUUUCCGGAAGGCCAUCAACAGGAAGGAGGGCAUCCUGGCCAUUGGGGGCACGUCGGAGCUCUCCAGCGAGGGCACGCAGCAUUCCUACUCAGAGGAGGAAAGGUACGCCUUUGUGAACUGGAUCAACAAAGCUCUGGAGAAUGACCUGGACUGCAAGCACGUGCUGCCCAUGAAUCCCAACAACAAUUCGCUCUUCAAGGCUGUGGCCGACGGCAUCGUGCUCUGCAAAAUGAUAAACCUGUCGGUACAGGACACGAUUGACGAGAGGACAAUAAACAAGAAGAAGCUAACGCCGUUCACGACUCAGGAGAACCUGAACUUAGCCCUGAACUCGGCCUCUGCCAUCGGCUGCCACGUGGUCAACAUCGGAGCCCAGGACCUGCGCGAGGGCAAACCGCACCUUGUUCUCGGCCUGCUCUGGCAAAUCAUCAAGAUCGGCCUGUUUGCUGACAUUGAGCUGAGCAAGAACGAAGCACUGGCGGCAUUGCUACGGGAAGGCGAGACCCUCGAGGACUUGAUGAAGCUCUCCCCAGAGGAGCUCCUCCUGCGCUGGGUCAACUUCCACCUGGAGAACGCUGGCUGGAGCAAGAUCAACAACUUCAGUUCGGACAUCAAGGACUCGAGGGCCUACUUCCACCUCCUCGACCAGAUAGCGCCCAAGGGCACCAAAGAAAACGAGCCUUGCCUGUUCAUCAACAUGUCCGGCUUCAGUGAGAAGGAUGAUCUGAAGCGAGCAGAAUACAUGCUCGAGCAGGCGGACCACCUUGGCUGCCGGCAGUUCGUCACCCCGGCCGACGUUGUCAGCGGCAACCCGAAGCUCAACCUGGCCUUUGUGGCCAACCUUUUUAACAAGUACCCCUCGCUGACCAAGCCGGAGAACCAGGACAUCGACUGGGGGCUUCUGGAAGGUGAGACGAGAGAGGAGAGAACCUUCCGCAACUGGAUGAACUCGCUGGGUGUACAACCACAUGUGAACCACCUAUACGGUGACCUGCAAGAUGCGCUGGUCAUCUUGCAGCUGUACGAGAAGAUCAAGGUGCCGGUGGACUGGAACAAAGUCAAUAAGCCACCCUACCCCAAAAUUGGUGCCAAUAUGAAAAAGCUGGAGAACUGCAACUAUGCUGUGGAGUUGGGGAAGAAGCAGGCCAAGUUCUCCCUGGUGGGCAUCGGCGGGCAGGACCUCAACGAUGGCAAUGCCACUCUCACCCUGGCUCUCGUGUGGCAGCUCAUGAGUAGGUACACACUGAACGUACUCGAAGACCUGGGAGAGGGAGGAAAAGCAAAUGAUGAAAUCAUUGUCAACUGGGUCAAUAAGACUUUAGCUGGAGCAGGCAAGAAAACCAAAAUAGCAAACUUUAAGGACAAAGAGAUCAGUACCAGUCUGCCAGUUGUUGACCUGAUUGACGCCAUUCAGCCUGGCAGUGUCAACUACGAACUGGUGAAGACAGGCACCCUUUCCGACGACGACAAACUCAAUAACGCCAAGUAUGCUGUCUCCAUGGCGAGGAAGAUUGGCGCUCGCGUCUACGCCCUCCCUGAGGAUCUCGUAGAGGUCAAGCCCAAGAUGGUGAUGACAGUCUUUGCGUGUCUGAUGGGCCGGGGAAUGAAGAAAGUGUAAACGUGGGAGGGGAUCCUCCAAUGGCGCACUCAGAACCAACAUCUUGCCCAAAAGCCAAUUGCUGGAUAAAAGGCUUCUGGUUAAAGGAAUCAAUAAGAAGCAUCAUUAAGAAGCAUCUCAAUUUGCUCGGCUGGAAUCACGGAGGAGGGUGGGAGCGGUGGGGUCGGGGGGGGGGGGGUGAUAGGGAGUAAACACAAUAGUUAAGGUCUGUACUCGAGUUCUGAUGGUUUAGACGUAGAAGGUACACAUUGAAAUGCAUAACUUGCGCAACACGACAACUCUGCAUAUAGGUUCAUAUUUGCCUGAGACACCUGUGUAUUUUUAUCUGCAUAUUUGAUUCUUCAGGGUAUAUCGAGAAAGAGAUAUCAUUUGUUGUGUGAAACUGAGGAUUGGGGUUAUUUUUAUCCGAGACCAUUUAGCAGAUGUCAAGGGAAGAGCUUUGCGAAGUGCGAGCGUCGCUCACCAAUCGCAGUAUUGCUCCACCGCAGUGCUCUUCUGCCUUUGCCACCAUUCCAGAGGAUGCUUACAGUCUUAUUUUUGAUAUGCAACCACAGUUAACCAAAACUUACAAAGUGCCUCCUCCCCUGGCAGAAGCUUUCGUACAUUUCCUAGCUAAGAACGCAUUUUAGUAUGUGCCUCGCAUACAUGUAUUCUCAAAACGUGCUUUUUACAGAAAGUAAAUAAAAAUGAUGAAAAGAAAAA
Scleropages formosus (Asian bonytongue) is the source of this 2694-nucleotide messenger RNA. Its product is annotated as plastin-3-like. Gene Ontology annotation, biological process: actin filament network formation; actin filament bundle assembly. The transcript is spliced from 16 exons. The record is from RefSeq and is a predicted model, not a curated record. Gene Ontology annotation, cellular component: cytoplasm; actin filament; actin filament bundle. The coding region runs from base 112 to 1992 and encodes 626 amino acids. Gene Ontology annotation, molecular function: actin filament binding; calcium ion binding. Lineage: Eukaryota; Metazoa; Chordata; Actinopteri; Osteoglossiformes; Osteoglossidae.